Messenger RNA from Magallana angulata, 1563 nucleotides. Its product is annotated as O-phosphoseryl-tRNA(Sec) selenium transferase-like. Lineage: Eukaryota; Metazoa; Mollusca; Bivalvia; Ostreida; Ostreidae. The coding region runs from base 78 to 1493 and encodes 471 amino acids. The transcript is spliced from 11 exons. Gene Ontology annotation, biological process: conversion of seryl-tRNAsec to selenocys-tRNAsec; selenocysteine incorporation. Gene Ontology annotation, molecular function: O-phosphoseryl-tRNA(Sec) selenium transferase activity; tRNA binding. The record is from RefSeq and is a predicted model, not a curated record.
CUUCAAGAAAGGAGUCUGAAAAGCGUCACUGUACUUUCAGUUUGGCAAAGCUGGUUGCAGCCUCCCUUAGUUCAGAUAUGGAUGAUGCUUGCUAUAAAUUGUGUGAGAAACUGGUCCCCAAAAACUACAUUCAGCAAGGACAGAAUGCUAAGUCGAUUCAUCAAAGCAAAAUUAAGCAUUUGCUAGAACAGAGGAGAAUUCCAGAAGAGGGCUGGGAUGACCAGACCAUUGAGUUAUUCCUCGGUGAGCUUGCCAUCAUGGACAGUAACAACUUUCCAGACAAUUGUGGUGUUGGUGAGAGGGAGGCUAGGAUUUACUCCUCAUUGGUCAGCAAGCGGCACUUCCGCCUGGGUCAUGGAAUUGGCAGAUCAGGAGAGAUAACUGCUGUUCAACCCAAAGCAGCUGGCUCUAGUUUGAUUAUGACCCUUACAAACAGCUUGGCUCUUCAUGCCAUCAAAUUGUCAGGCAUUCAAGCAAGCAGCUGUUUUGUAGUUCCCAUGGCAACAGGAAUGAGUAUAGCAUUAAGUCUACUUUCACUUAGACAAAAAAGACCGAAUGCAAAAUAUGUUCUGUGGCCUCGAAUUGACCAGAAGUCAUGCAUUAAAUCCAUUGUCACUUCAGGGUUUGAACUGGUGGUCAUUGAGAAUGUGAGAGAGGGGGAAGAGCUGAGAACAAACCUAGAGGAAAUCCAGAAGAAGGUCCAGGAGCUGGGGGCUGGGAAUAUCCUCUGUAUCUUGACCACCACUAGCUGCUUCGCUCCCAGAGUUCCUGAUAAAUUAGAAGAGAUUGGGGAAAUUUGCAAAUCACAGGACAUUCCACAUGUAGUGAACAAUGCUUAUGGUUUACAAUGUUCAAAAUGCACCCAUCUAAUCCAACAGGCAUCACGAUCCAGACUGGAUGUGUUUGUACAAAGCACAGACAAGAACUUCAUGGUACCUGUCGGUGGAUCAAUCAUAGCUGGAUUUGAUGACAACCUUAUUCGACACAUCAGCAAAUGCUAUCCUGGUAGGGCUUCCUCCUCACCCUCCACAGACCUUCUGAUCACCCUCCUCAGUAUGGGGGUCAAAGGUUACAAAGAUCUCCUGAAGGAGAGGAAAUCCAACUACAAAGCAUUACAGGAAAAACUGAGUGAGUGUGCCAAAAAGCAUGGGGAACAUUUACUGUCUACACCCCACAAUGGCAUUUCAAUGGGCAUGAGUUUACAAACAUUCCAGUGCAACACAGAGGAGGCUGUCACAGACUUGGGCUCCAAAUUGUUCACACGACUUGUUUCAGGAACAAGGGUAAUUCCUACCGACGGAAAGAAAAGUGAAAUCUGUGGGCGGACGUUUACAAGUUUUGGGGCCCACUGUGAUGAUUACGGUAGUCCGUAUCUCACUGCAGCGGCGGCCAUUGGAAUGACGUCACAGGAUAUAGACUUGUUUAUCACCAGACUGGACAAAGUUCUGACAAAAAGUGCCAUAACCAAAGACUCAAAUCAAGUAGAUUCUUGAAAGUUGUUAUUUAUAACCAAUUAACCAAUGUCUGUCCUAAGAUUUAGUUAAUGAAAAGCUUAAAAUAAUA